AUGUGUUUUAAUCUGUGUCUGGGUUUCACAGGGCCUUUCACCAAGCUCGAAGUCUGCCCAUAUUGUGGUGUAAAAGUAUCCCCCUAUAAAGACUUUUUUGAUGGAAGCAGAUACAUUGAAAAGGUUGUCAGAGGGGAUGUUGGUGAAAAUGACAUUUUCCUUGUCCUCUCUAUUGACGGCACCCAUGGUUUCAUAUCUGGUCCCGGGAAACCAAAGAAUUCAGAUAGCUUUGUAUUCCCUGGUCUGUAUCACCUCGGUGCUCCCCAGAGAGAGGGUCUGAGGAUCUGGAAUGCUGAAACAGGAGAAAUAUUUGUUGCAUAUCCACAUCUUGCAUUGGUUACUGCCAAUGGUCCUGCUAUGGCAAUGUUGAGUGGAUUUGUUGGACAUCAGGGCCAUGUUCACUCUGGUGCAUCACAAUAUUAUCCUCUAUGUCAGAAACCAGAUAAUUACUCCAUAUCAGGUUCUUCCCCUCACUAUCAAGCCAACCUUGCACAGAUUGUUCUUUCCUCUGGCCAUUCUCAAUAUGAGGAAAAUCAACUUGCCACCGGAAAUAAACAGUAUACAACCAGAAUUCCAGGUCUUUUUGCUGGUGACAUCAUGCAUCUAUUUACUCUCAAUGCCCCUGAUCUCUUCAUACCUCUGUGCCGGGGGAAGUUUGAGUGUGAUAAAACCAAUGAUUUACUCAAUGGAGAUUUGUGGAUAGAACAUGGUAAAUGUGUCGCCGCAUGCACACCAUAUAUUCCUGGGUCAUUUAACUGA
Messenger RNA from Lentinula edodes (shiitake mushroom), 759 nucleotides. RefSeq lists its product as uncharacterized. Bases 1 to 759 code for a protein of 252 amino acids. NCBI's taxonomy places the organism in Eukaryota, Fungi, Basidiomycota, Agaricomycetes, Agaricales, Omphalotaceae. The record is from RefSeq and is a predicted model, not a curated record. The transcript is spliced from 7 exons.